Molecule: messenger RNA, 942 nt
Organism: Oikopleura dioica
Lineage: Eukaryota; Metazoa; Chordata; Appendicularia; Copelata; Oikopleuridae
Source: the annotation of a GenBank genome assembly
AUGCCAAACUGGACUCAUCUUCCCGUCGGCUACCAUGGUAGAGCAUCCUCUGUUGUCGUUUCCGGAACUCCUCUUCAUAGACCAAAAGGUCAACGAAAGCCAGAAGACGGCCCACCAACUUACGGUCCUUGCCGAUUGAUGGAUUUUGAGCUUGAAACCGCAUUUUUCGUCGGAAAAGGGAACGACCUCGGCGAUUCUAUCAAUGUCAAUGAGACUGCCGAUCACAUCUUCGGAAUGGUCUUGAUGAACGACUGGUCAGCACGAGACAUCCAAAAGUGGGAAUAUGUUCCUCUCGGCCCAUUCCUCGGAAAGAACUUUGGAACUACUAUCAGCCCUUGGAUCGUCACGAUGGAAGCAAUGGAGCAAUUUAUUGUUCCAAACAUGGAAAUGAAAAAUCCUAUUCUUGAUUAUUUGACGAUGAAUAAGGACUACAACUUCGACUUGAAUUUGGCUGUUUCAAUCAAGGGCGAGAACCAGUCGGAGUACAACCAAGUUGGCACCUCAAACUUCAAGUACAUGUACUGGACAGUGGCGCAGCAGCUGGCUCACCAUACAGUCAAUGGCUGCAAUUCCCAGCCAGGUGAUCUUUAUGGCUCUGGCACAAUUUCUGGCCCAGAACAAGGUGAAUAUGGAUCCAUGCUCGAGUUGAGCUGGAAGGGCACGCGAACAGUCAAAGUUGGCGACGAAGAGCGAAAAUUCAUAAAAGGAACCGUUCAAGAUUCUCAUGAAGAAAUCUUGCCUAUAAAAUGUUUUAUGAGCGGAACCUAUCGCGCUGAAUCAAAUGCGUACAAGUCCCCCGAUGAUGGAUACAUUCCCCCUCGAGUCCAAGCAUACUCAUAUACGCCGGCUCAAUCAGCUGAAUCAGGUACUAACAUUGACGAUGGAUACGUCGCGCCCAGAAAUGAUUCGCAAACUGAAGGCUACUUGCAGGAAAAGUUCUAA